Messenger RNA from Argiope bruennichi, 675 nucleotides. RefSeq names its product mitochondrial import receptor subunit TOM22 homolog (gene mge). Gene Ontology annotation, biological process: intracellular protein transport. Bases 134 to 577 code for a protein of 147 amino acids. Gene Ontology annotation, cellular component: mitochondrial outer membrane. The record is from RefSeq and is a predicted model, not a curated record. The transcript is spliced from 4 exons. NCBI's taxonomy places the organism in Eukaryota, Metazoa, Arthropoda, Arachnida, Araneae, Araneidae.
CGUCCUAAUCGUAACUUUAACCCUAAUUUUCUCUCCUCGCCUUGAAAUACAUGUUCCUUCGGUGAAAUAAAUAAUCGUUUAAAUCGCAAAAUACUUAAGAGCUUUUUCAAACAUUUCAUUAUUGAAUUAAAGCAUGCCUGUCAUUGAAGAAGUGGAUAGUGGAAUUGAUGCAACUAGUGCUUCAAAUAGUAGAGAAGAUUCUCCCACUACUAAGAAAAACGAUAUGUCAAAUAUGAUUGAAGAUGAUCCUGAUAUUGAUGAAACUCUUAGUGAAAGAUUAUGGGGAUUAACUGAGAUGUUUCCUGAAUGUGUUAGAAAUAUCACAUCUUCUGUUGUACAUGGGUCAGUAUCGGGUGUCAAAGCACUAUAUAGUUUAAGUCGCUCAUCAAUGUGGAUUUUCUUCACGUCAUCUGCCAUAUUAGUUGCUCCUGUCAUUUUUGAAGUAGAGCGAAUGCAACUGGAAGAAGUUCAGAAACAACAACAAAGACAAAUUUUAUUAGGACCCAGUGCAGCAGUUUCUGGAGGUGGUAUGCAUGGAAUGGGAAUGCCUAUGCCCCCACAAAUGGCUCAAAGAUAAAGAUUAUUCAUUAUGUAUUUAUAGAUAGCUCAUUGUGGAUCACUUUUAGAAAUGAAUCAUGUGUAAUGUUGUAAGAUAAAUGAUAUUGUAAUUAUGUA